AAACUACAGAGAAUAAAAAGCUCCUCCUGAUCAGUGUUAGGGUUCCAAAACCCCCGCCAUUUUUUCUCCCUUCGCCGUAACCCUAAAUGGCGUCUACUGCGGCGGACGGUAAGAUUGCGGCUGCUGCUUCGUCGCGGAUCAAUAGUAGCCAAAACGACGCUUCUGCAUCUCCGUCGAUGAACUCCAAGGACUUCAUCGUCUCCGUCGCUGCUAACAUCGCCUCUCAGCCGCUGCAGAACUACGACUCGAACGUCUGGGGCGUCCUCACCGCAAUUUCGAAUAACGCUCGCAAACGCCGCCAGGGAAUAAACAUACUUUUGAAUUCUGAUGAGCAUUGCUUCGGGCGGCUGCCGAGUCACGCGAGCUAUCAGGUUGAGUCGAAUGCUAUAAGUGGGAAUCACUGUAAGAUACAUCGUAAGGUGGUCACAGGCGGUGAUGCGUCUGUCUUCUUGGAAGACACUAGCACGAAUGGUACGUUUCUCAAUUGGGAGAGAGUGAAGAAGAAAGGUCCUGAAGUCAGGGUUCAGCAUGGUGACAUCAUAUCUUUUGCUGCUCCUCCUGACCAUGAGAAGGCCUUUGCAUUUGUAUACCGCGAAAUACUUGGAAACAAUCCUGCGGUUUCCUCCAUGAGCAGAAAAAGAAAAGCAGAGGAUAUAACUUGUGAAAUUAAGAGGCCGAAGGGGAUUGGGAUUGGUGGUCCUGAUGGUCCAAUAUCUUUGGAUGAUUUUAAGAGCCUCCAGCGAUCAAACACAGAACUGAGGAAACAGUUAGAAGCACAAGUGCUUACCGUUGACACUCUGCGUAAUGAGUCCCGGGCAAUUGUGGAGCUUCAUGAAAGUGAAAUAAAACAGAUGAAAGACUCCGUUGCAAAAUCAUUUCAGAAUGAAUUGACUGAGCUGCGUGAGCUAAUAGAUACUAGGCAAAAAGAACUGGCGCAGGUCAACAAAGUAUCCGCAGAACAGAAGCAUUCUAUAGAUGACCUUGGCGAGAGACUAAGCGGUUCUUUGCAAUCUCUCAGUGAAGCAAAUGAAAUAAUUAAAAGUCAAAAGGCAACUAUAGAUGAACUGAAGACAGGGGUGGAUGAAGAGAGAAGUCAAAGAAAAGAGGAACGAGAAACUGCCGCUGCUGAAAUAAAAGCUGCGAUACAUAAAUGCCAAAUUGAGGCUCAGGAAGAAUUGAACAGAUUUUCUGAUGUUGCUAUGAGACACGAGAGGGAACAACAAGAAGUAAUCAACAAAAUGAAGGAGACAGAGAAAGAAAGGUCCACCCAAGUGGAAACUUUGAUGUCAAAAUUGGAAGAUACGAGGCAGAAGCUGGUCUACUCUGACAAUAGAAACCGUCAGCUAGAAGCUCAACUUUCCGAGGAGCAGCUUGCUUCUGCUAAUGCACAAAAAAAAAUGGAAGAACUAGACCUGGAAAUAAAAAGACUGCAAAAGGAUCUGGAGAACGAAAAGCAGGCAGCCCGAGAAGAAGCAUGGGCAAAAGUGUCUGCCUUAGAACUAGAGAUAAGUGCUGCUCUUCGAGAUCUUGACGUUGAAAGACAGAGACACCGUGGUGCAAGAGAAAGAAUCAUGCUCCGUGAAACUCAGUUGCGGGCAUUUUAUUCUACGACUGAGGAGAUCUCAGCUCUGUUUGCAAAGCAGCAGGAACAGCUCAAGAACAUGCAGAGAACUCUAGAAGAUGAGGAAAAUUGUGACAAUAUUUCAUUAGAUAUUGAUCUUAAUCCAGUAAACAGAAGUCUCAUCAGAGGUAAUAAUACUCGGGAAGAUGUCAGAGCAACGAACUGUGCUGCCAAGGCAAGCUCCUCCACAUCAGGGCAAAGGUCUGACAGAAACGAAGUUGUUGAUACGUCCUGUGAAGAUGCGGAUGCUACUCAGAAGCAUGAUUGUGAGAUCAUGAGCCAAGAAGGCCAAAACACCCAAGAAGCUGAUUAUGCAAGCUCCGACAAAGUUUCCAAGGGUGGGUUUGGUUCCGAUAUAGGUGUUGUUGGUACAGCACCCACUUCGGGAACAGACCCUGUAGGAACAGAGCAAGUUGACGAAACUCAGAGUCCAGGAAAUGACCAUCUGAGGAAGUCAAUCAUUUCAGCUGGUGAUACAAUGCAAAUAGACUUUGAAACUCAGGUACAUGAAGGUGAUCAGAAUGAUGAAGCUGCUCUCUUGUUAAGGAACAACCCCUUGAACGAUGGAAGAGAUACGCAAGACACAGAGGGAGUAGGGACUAUAAGAACGUCAGAUCUUCUAGCUUCUGAAGUUGCUGGGAGUUGGGCUUAUAGCACAGCUCCAUCUGUACAUGGAGAAAACGAAGCCGAAAGAAGCAGAGAGGAUGAAGAGAGUCAGACUCAAAGAAUCAAGGAAGUGGCCGCUCAAGUAGGGGAGAGUCAAACUAAACCGACAGUUCCUGAGGUCCUGGACACUACAAGGAAAGCUGACGCUGAGCAAGUCGCUGUUGAGGAGACAAUGGGGAUCAUUGAACAGGGAAAAAUAAAUCAUGAUAAGGUUUCUUCCGACUCUGAGACAGUGAGUUGUUCUGAUACAGAUGAUGAUGACCAUGUGAAGGAGAAACUUGGUCCUGUCUCAGACUCGGACACAGAGGGUUCUGAUAUGAAUGAUGACAAGCUGAGAGCACACUCUUUGGAUUCGGAUAGUGAAGGAAGCCACGAAGCUGAUGAAAAUCAAAAACAGGUGGACACCAUGGACGAAGACGAUAAAGCUCCUUAGCAACAAGACCUUGCUCUCGGUUUAACAUAUUCAUUAAGUUUCACUCUCUUGCCAAAUCUCCAUCCUAGUUUAGUUUUCGUACUCGUGGGCUCAUUUUCGUUUAAUUUCGUACAUUAGAAGUAAGUUUGUGUAGAUAGGGCAUGGCAAAUGGUAAGGUUGUAACAUGGGACUUGUAAUUUACGUGGGAACGUGAAUCUAAACGAAUUGAUUCAAUUUUUUUUUUU
Molecule: messenger RNA, 2944 nt
Organism: Brassica oleracea var. oleracea
Lineage: Eukaryota; Viridiplantae; Streptophyta; Magnoliopsida; Brassicales; Brassicaceae
Product: myosin heavy chain, non-muscle
Exons: 13
Coding region: 87-2720 (877 amino acids)
Molecular function (GO): protein binding
Source: RefSeq, a predicted model, not a curated record